Molecule: messenger RNA, 1573 nt
Organism: Diprion similis
Lineage: Eukaryota; Metazoa; Arthropoda; Insecta; Hymenoptera; Diprionidae
Product: kinetochore protein Nuf2-like
Exons: 9
Coding region: 167-1462 (431 amino acids)
Cellular component (GO): kinetochore; Ndc80 complex
Source: RefSeq, a predicted model, not a curated record
AUUCAAAUCGCUGGAGAGUUGUCAGAGGUUGUGCCACCCACUAAGGAGUGAAAUAUAAAGCACAAACUACCAUAAACCGUUCUAAUGACUAGAAAUUAGAGAAACAACAUUCAGAUUCGUGUAGCAACUAUCAUCGCACAAUCGUAAACGUUCUUAGGUUUUCGUCAUGGAUAAGGAUGUUGAAAAGGUGUAUACUAUCCUUGUGGAAACAAAUUAUCCUGUGUCUCUAGAGGAGGUGAAAAAUCCAACUUCAGAAUGUAUGAUCAAAGUUGUCCUGACUUUCCUAUCAGGAUUCUCAAUUGAUGGAAAUACGAUUCAAAGGGCAACUUUUGAACAGGAACAAAACUUGUCCUAUCCAGAGACUUACCACGAGAUGAUAAGCAUAAUCAAUUUACAUCAAGUGAUGGUGAAAAUAUGCAACCAGAUUUUUAUAAAAGAUUUUUUUAUCACCGAUUUAUCCAGCCCAGGUCAGAAGAGAGCUAGGAGAUUGAUUGGGACAUUAGUAAAUUUUGUUCUAUACGCACAGAAUAAAUCUGAAGAACUAAUAGAACCUUUAAAUACUAUAUUGACCAGAUUAAAUACUUUGAAUGAACAUGUGGAAAGGAAAGAUAAGAAUAUGCAGUUUCGCAAGGACAUAGUACUAGAAAAUUCCAAGAAAGCAGCUCAUAAAGAAAAAUAUCUGAAACAAAUUCAAGAGAUCAAAUCCCGAGUUGAGAAAAGAAAUAAGGCUCACGCUACUGAUGAAGAACGAGCACAAAAUGCUAAGCUUGCUAAAGAGAAGGAACAACAAAACCAUGAAACAAUUAAGCAGCAACUUUUUAAGAUAAACGAGAAUAUAGCUGAAAUGGAAUCUACAAUUGUCAAAUCACCGGAGGAAUAUGAGGCACAGCUGGCCAAUAAUGGACAGUUAUAUGCCGAAAAAGAAGAGAAACUUCAAACACUGGUAGAAAAACUUCGCGCAAAGAGCGAGCUAAACAGUCAGUUUGAAAGAGUCAAAGAUUUCAUUAUUCAAGAGCAUGAAAAGUUUUCUAAAGUGCGGGAUGCCCAUCAUAAAUCUACGGAGCUGGAUAAAGUACAUGCGGAGUUAUCUAGGCAACUAAACGAAGUACAAGCUGAAAUACAAAUAUUGCAUGAGGAAUCGGCGAACCCAGUUACUGACGACAACGAUCCAAUAACGGUCAACGAAGCGCAGGCUCUUUACCAGCAGCAACUCGCAUCACAUCGUGAAAUGCAUAACAAACUCCUGAGUCGAAAUCAAGAGGUUCAAUACAAGUUUGACGAAGCUUCAAUUUGUUGUCAAAAAUCACGUACAAAGAGAGAAUUAUUGACUAAAACAAUUACGAAGCUGGAAGAAGAAAUUGCCCAGCUUCUGAAGGAUUAUCAAGACACGUAUACUAGUAGAAUACAGAAGGAAGUCGAGAUUGAAAAAUUGUGGAAGAAGAGAACUCCGAUAAUUAACUAAUUGCAAUUAAAAGCCUUAUUUUUCUAAAAUCAUUAAAAGCAAACUCAGCGAAAUUGUUUGUUUUUCUUUCGAACAACUCCAGUUCAAUAAAUAUUCUGACUCUAUAAGAGU